Molecule: messenger RNA, 997 nt
Organism: Centropristis striata (black sea bass)
Lineage: Eukaryota; Metazoa; Chordata; Actinopteri; Perciformes; Serranidae
Product: asialoglycoprotein receptor 1-like
Source: RefSeq, a predicted model, not a curated record
UUCCAGUCCAAAGUGCACUCUGGGGGCCGAUGACCUCAGCUCGCCGUUUGGGCACUCAGACUGUUCAUCUACAUCGUGAGGAGACAUGACAACUGAAUACCAUGACAACGCUGACGAGGAGAGCUCCUUCUGGAACAAAGAGCCUGCUCCUGUCUCUCUCUCAGGUGUCUCCAGAUUCAGACGCUGGUUGUUUCCUGCUCUGGCGGCUGCAGUCGUCCUGAUCCUGAUCAUCGCAGUGGGAGCCAGCAAUACAAAGGCAUCAAACCGUUUGUGGUCUUUGGAGAAAAGUGUUUCCAACUUGACGGAGUCCCUGAACGCAGCGCAUCAGCUCACUAAAGACGCUGCCAAAGACGUCCGGCGCAUGAAGUUUUCUGUGGAGAGCAACAGAGACCAGCUGACCUCAGUUGCAGACGCGUUGAAACAGAUGUCGGCUCUGGAUGCUCUCACCAGGACGGUCACCACGCUCAAAUGUUCCCUCGAACGCCUCAUCAACAACGGUUCAGCAGGGGACGGAUGUUGUCCCCUGAACUGGGACAUUCAUCACCACAGCUGUUAUCUUUUCAGCAAGACACCUCUGACCUGGGACGCAGCCAGAGACUGGUGCAACGGACAUGAGUCUCACCUGGUCAUACUCAACACUGACGAGGAGUGGGAUUUUGUAACCCAGCAUGUGAGGGGCAGCUUCUACUGGGUGGGUCUGACAGAUGGAAGGACGGGCUCGUGGGAGUGGGUGAACCAGACGCCGUACGUCAUGAACCGGAGGCGGUGGAAGCCCGGGCAGCCAGACAGCUGGACCGGUCACGGUAUGGGCCCCGGGGACGAGGACUGUGCUCACCUUCACAGCGACGGCCGCCUCAACGACCUGCACUGCUCCACAAGAUGCGUUACAUCUGCCAGAGACACAGCAUGCGCAGCUAGAUGGCCCUGCCUCCUCCAGGCUCCGCCCACACGCCGAUGCAGACCACCACAUAAAGACCAUUAAAGCAUUUCAUCCAAC